Daldinia caldariorum is the source of this 2718-nucleotide messenger RNA. RefSeq names its product Septin-domain-containing protein. The transcript is spliced from 4 exons. Gene Ontology annotation, biological process: cytoskeleton-dependent cytokinesis. Gene Ontology annotation, cellular component: septin complex; septin ring; cell division site. The record is from RefSeq and is a predicted model, not a curated record. NCBI's taxonomy places the organism in Eukaryota, Fungi, Ascomycota, Sordariomycetes, Xylariales, Hypoxylaceae. Bases 426 to 2486 code for a protein of 686 amino acids. Gene Ontology annotation, molecular function: molecular adaptor activity; GTP binding; GTPase activity.
CCAUACUCUCCCCAUUGGGUUGUACUUGCAUUGUACCUGCACCACAAGAGGGUUCUACAAAGCUGGUUCAGCACCUCCUGAGCUUAUCUAAUGCGGGGUGGCCUUUAUUCAACCAUUCAUGGAACGGCUCCAACUCUCCAUACAGCCAAAAGGAGAAGACCCCAUCUUCAGAUCUAAUACCGACUCAUGUCAUCAUCCACCGCCGUCUGUGAAUUCCCCUUAACGAACCACUCUGAGCUUUUUUUCCCAACCUCUCUUACGAUAUAGGUUCAUAUCAUAUAUUUAUACCUAUACCUACCUAUACCUAUAUUUAUAUUUAUAUUUAGUAAUAUACCUACCUAUAUAUCUACCUCUUGUAGUACCCCAAAUCGGGGACGCGUUUCCCGUAUUUUUCUCUACUUCUAUCUAGAUGUGAUCCUCUAAUCAUGCGACCCUUUCCUGGCGACCACGCUUGGCAAGGGCGUCAGCGUCCGGCCGACCACGAGCCGGUCCCCCUUAUGGCAUCCAGUUCCAGUAGCCAGAUGUCAUUUUUCCUUGCCGACGAGUCGUCCAUCGAUUCUUACCUCGAGCAGUCUAACCCGCACAGUCGUUUUCUAGACGCGCGGAAGUCUGCUGCUUCUACGAACGUGCCAUCUCAUCGUGCGAAUGAUAAGGACGGUGAAUCUUCAAAACAGGCUAUGAUACAGCGGGAAAGAGAUUAUAUGCCAGCAUAUACCCAAUCUUCGAGGGCUUCUGUCUUCGCGCAUAGCCCGGCUUCGAUGAGAUCUCAGAAUUGUUCAUCACCUUCCCGGCCGAUAACGCCCAUUAUGCUAGGUACAUCCUGCACGAGUUCCGUAGUUAGCACUCCAUCCUCGAGGAGAAACUCGAUUGCUGGGUCGCUUUCGGACCAUGAAUUUAGCUCCGAUGACGAAUUUUUCGAACAGAGGCCUUCGAAUGUGUCAGAUAGUGGAAGCGCUCCUCAACUAGUAAUGCCAAGUAUCAAGAUGCCAAGCCGGCGCCCGUUCACCGAGACGGGCAAAAGCCUAGGACGGUUGAAGGUGUUGUUUGCCGGGAAUUCUGGUAUCGGUAAAACCUCCAUGGUCAAAGCAAUCGUCCAAACGUGCGAGCAUAUCGUCCAUGUUGACCCUAUUCCGUCUCAGACCGAGUCAAGCACUCAUAAAAAGCCCGCAAGCUUACCUAGAAAGGCAUCAAACUCGACAUCUGCUAUAUCAGAGAUAUAUGCUAGUACUAAGCCUUAUCCGGAAUGGUGGUCCAUGCUAGAUGAACCUCAUAUUUCCCAGAGACGUCAAAGUCUAGGUGAUAGUGUUUUAGAGCGUAAUGUGUGUUUCGUAGACACACCUGGAUAUCGAAAUGGUUCAUCCGCUAUGGAGACUAUUAUGUCUUGUGUUGAAUAUAUAGAAUCUCACCUAGAAAAGAUAUCCUCAGACUCUCUAAGCGAUUCGGAUAUGUUAAACAUGCUAGGAGGCAGCGGAGGGUUUCAAAUCGACGUAGUCUUCUAUUUCAUCUCACAAAAGAUAAGACCUGUCGAUAUAGAAUAUAUCCGCCGGUUAACCCCACUGACAAAUGUCAUCCCCCUUCUAGCCCAAGCUGACUCGUUGUCGCCGGAACAGCUUGCUCUCUGCAAGGAGCAACUCGUCGGCCAGCUUCGAGAAGCGGGUCUGCAAACAUUUAGCUUUGCAUUAACAGCCAGCGAUGGAUCUGCAACGGCGAUACCCAGUAUACCGUAUGCUGUAUCUAGUGCGACCGGCUCAGAUGAUGAUAUAAUGGACGCAAGCCUUCUCAUGAGCUCUGAAUAUGUCCAGCCUCUCAUGACGUCGGAACUAAAAUAUCUUGUAGACAACGUGUUUAGUCCAAGUGGGAUAUCCUGGUUGAGAUACUCUGCAGCAAAGAAGUAUUUGGAAUGGAGAAAUACCACACCAUCGCGCCCUAGCCAUUUAUACCGGCCAUUGGGUUUCCCUGGUCGAGCACCAUCUCUUCGAGGUGGUCCACCCGAGAAUCCGACUGGUCCACGUUCAUGUCUAGAGCUUGCUCGCCUUUACAAUCAGCAACCGACUUAUAGCCCACUCCAAUUGCAUGUGGCGGACUGGGCAGCCGAUCUCCAGCGUAGUUUGGCUAGUGAGCGAGCCCAGUACGAAUCGCUGGCUCGGGGAGAACGUGCCAUUUGGCUCACAGAGAGGUUGAGCGAAUGUGUACAAGAUGGUACACUUGUAGCUCUGAAUAAACCCCAAGGCACAAGCCCAAUGGGAGAAAAGAGACUAUCAAAACGUAGGUUCUCGGCGAAGACGGUACCGCAUCAAGAUCCACUAGGAUUGCUUCAAAUAGCGGCGGACUUGAAAGCAAAGGGUUGGUUUGCUUUAGAAGUGAUAGGAAGCUUUGGUGUGAUUGGGGGAUUGGCGUUUUGGAUCUCAAGGCAGCAUUGGCACAUGGAUCCCCUCGAAAUAGCUCUCACGGACGAGUGGAUAAGGCGUUGGGGUAUGGACAUCUAAUAUGCCAGUAGUUAUGUGUACAAGACGGUUUGCGAUAGUUACUCUACUCAUAACGCAGCAUCGGCCUCAAUAAAUAAGUCCAGCUUUGCUUUUGAGUAGAGACUUAUGUAAUGGAUGGAAUUCUGAGCAUUUUGCCUAGACUGGAUUAAUUUUAUAGAAACGUGAACAAUACCCUAUGUCCGAGAUGAUGGAGUUAGGUAUACCAGGUAUUUUUCCAAAAAAAAAAAAAAAA